This is a messenger RNA of [Candida] anglica, 3603 nucleotides long. Lineage: Eukaryota; Fungi; Ascomycota; Pichiomycetes; Serinales; Debaryomycetaceae. The record is from the annotation of a GenBank genome assembly.
AUGAGCUUAGUCUCCAGUUCAGAUAAUAAUGAGGCAGUCAUAUUAUCUAGUCGUCGUCUCUUGAGAUUAUUCCAUCAGAUCAAUACUCACAUGACCUUUCUUGCCUCUCAUUCUAGAUCCACUAUCCCCACAUACGAUCUAUUAAACAAACUUAAUUCAGAAAUUACCAAACUUGACCUUGCAAUUAUGCGCCAUAUAUUACCAGAUGGAGAUGUGACAUAUGAGUAUGUGGAUGAAAAUCAAGUUCUACUCUCUCUUAAAGAAAAGGUUCAUUUCGAUUGGAACACUGGCUACAAGCAGAAUGAAAAUAGUACUGUUGACGACGCUUAUGAGAAUGUGGCUAACCAUAAUGAUCGUAAUAACUCUCCUUCAAAGCAACUCUUAAUCUUUGAUUUCAAGGAUGUGAAAACACAUGGUAUUGGGGCAAUUAUGAAGGCACCAAGAAAGAAGCAAAAACUUGCCAACACUAUUGAUCGCAACGAAUCCUUCUUCCUUUCUUGUAAGGAAUUAAGUGUGAAGAAUUUGUCCAGUAAGCAACUUCUUUCUAUAAUAUUGGCACGGGAUCAGAAAUUUCAAUCACGUCUUGAUAACUUUUUGGCAGAUUAUAGUGAUGAAAUAGAAGCUAUGCAAGCCUUAAAGGCAAUUUGUGAAAAAAAAAUCCCAGAACCAAUCGUCUUAAAUGACCCUAUGGAUUUCCUUCCAUCUGAAAAGUCCUUAGAUAAUUCAUAUAAACCCACUGUGAAGGAAAUGAUGACUGCAUUAAAAUCGAAAAGCUUCUACAAGGACCAAAUUAUCCACUCGUCAUUGUUAACAAAAACUACAGACGCACAAUUUGGUGGGUUAAAUAUACACAAUUCUAUUAAACAAGAAGAUGAAAUUAACUGUUUAGAAAUCCACCCAGAUCUUAAGAAUGCAUUGUUGGAUUAUAAAAAUAUAUCCCUCGAAGAUGGACUUUACCUGCAUCAGGUGGAGGCUAUAUCUUCAUUGCUUGUCCCGUCAACUAUCAAGCAACAUGUCAUAGUAAGUACUUCCACUAGUUCAGGGAAAUCUUUGAUAUAUCAAAUCCCCAUAUUAAACCAAAUAUUGUGGGAUAUAACAAAUUAUAAUGACCAUAAAAGACACAGCACUGCAUUUUUCAUUUUCCCCACAAAGGCUCUUGCUCAAGACCAAAAAAGACAUCUACAAGAUCUUGUAGACCAUAUAGCUAUCAACUGCAAACGAAAGAUAAUCAUUGACACUUAUGAUGGGGAUACUCCUGGUAAAAAUAGACAAUAUAUUAGAAAAUAUGCUGAUAUCAUAUUCACAAAUCCAGAUACUAUUCACGCCUCUGUCCUUCCAAAUCACAAUCGUGUUGAAGAUUCGGGGUGGAUAGAAUUCUUGAGUGGUUUACGUUAUGUUGUCAUUGAUGAAUUACACGUUUAUAAGGGGACAUUUGGUGUGCAAGUUAGUUAUGUUAUGAGACGGUUAAAUCGAUUGGUUCAUAUUCUUCAACUGGAAGACAUGUCACAGACCCCACAACCUCUUCGAUACAUAUCAUGUUCUGCAACCAUUCUUAACCCAGUUGAUCAUUUCCGGGUUCUUUGUGGUAUUUCUGACUCAGACAAUAUAGUACAUGUUUCUAAGGAUGGUAGUCCGUGCGGGGACAAAAUGUUUAUAAUGUGGAGCCCCCCUGCUCUUAUGAGUAAAAUAGGCCGAACUUCUACUCCCUCGGGUAAUCAAGAUGUUACCAUCAAAUCCCAAAAGCAAGACAACUUUAUUCCAAGAGAAUCUAUAAUUCCAGAACUGGCGAAAAUUCUUCUCCAUUUACUUUCUAAUUUUCCUGGGAUUAAGGUAAUUGUAUUCUGUCCAAUUCGUAAGAUUUGUGAGCUCUUAAUGCGAGAAAUUAUUCUUCUUCUCCCAGACCACCCAUCUCUAUCAGAAAAUGAUAUCAUGUCGUAUCGUGGAGGUUACUCUAAAUCAGACAGAAGAAUCAUUGAACAACGAAUGUUUAAUGGCCAACUUCGGGCAAUUGUUGCAACUAAUGCUUUAGAAUUGGGGAUUGAUUUGUCAGAACUUGAUGUGGUAAUAUCUUGUGGGUACCCCAUGCUGAAGCUGAACCUCCAUCAACAAUUUGGUCGUGCUGGAAGAAGUGCGAAUAGUAACAGUUUGGCAAUAUAUGUAUGUGGCUCCACGCCAAUUGACCAACAUUUCAAGGCCCAUCCAGAGGAAUUGACUGACCGAGAUGUAUAUGAGGAUUUAUGCGUAGCGGGUAUGAUUGAACGGGAUUCUCUGAAAAUGUUAAUUUUAGAAAUGCAACUUCAAUGUGCGGCCUUUGAAUAUCCAAUUGAUAUGACCCGUGACAUAGAUUGGUUCGUUACCAAUACGAGGUCGACUGCUCUUUGCAAUAGUUUUGUAAAAGCUUGUCAAACAAAACUUAGCAAGGAUGGUAAUGGGAAGUACAGGACUCACCAUCUUUUCUUACCUUGGCCAGCUGACCACGUUUCCAUUAGAGCGGUAGAGGAAACAAAUUAUGCGGUUGUUGAUAUUACUAAUGGUAAAAAUAUUGUUAUUGAAGAAGUUGAAGCUCUGAGAACAAGUUUCACACUAUAUGAAGGGGCGAUAUUCUUACAUCAAGGGCUUCCAUAUCUCGUGAAAGAAUUCAACGCCCGAGACUGCUUUGCCAAAGUUGAAAGGGUUAAAGUUGAAUGGAUUACUCAACAACGUGAUUUUACCGAUGUGGACCCAAUAGAAAUUGAAUAUAUUAAAUGUCUACAACCUGAAAUCAAAAGUCAUUCACUGGGGUCUGUCCCAAAUGCUGAUGUACCACUUUUUUAUGGGAAAAUUGAAAUAGUUACCAUAGUAUUUGGGUAUUUUAAGGUUAACCGUAGACUGGAAAUCUUGGAAGCAGUUGAAGUUGAUAACCCGCCGAUGAAGAUCCAAUCUAAAGGGUUUUGGUUAGACAUUCCUAGAAAGGCACUAGAUCUAAUACGAGAAAAGAAUUUAAAUCCUGCUGGUGGUAUUCAUGCAGCACAGCAUGCCAUUAUGAAUAUACUUCCUCUCUUUAUUAGUGGGGGAGCAACUACCAAUCCUAAUGUUAGAUUUAAUUCUAGUAUUGGGGAAGCUGAGUUAAGAACAGAAUGCAAAGCCCCACUUAAGGAAUUCGCUCAACGAAAUACUAGUAGGAAACGACCAGCACGUUUAAUCUUUUACGAUGCUAAAGGGGGUUCCACCGGUACGGGUGUAUCAGCGAAAACAUUUGAACACUUCGACGAAAUACUAAAUACCACAUAUUGCCGAAUUCGUGACUGUGAUUGUGAAUGGGGGUGUCCCAUGUGUGUACAUGGGUCAUUCUGUAAAGAAAUGCUGUUAGUUAUUUCAAAGCCAGCAGCAGAAAUCAUUCUUGGAACUUUGAUGGGAGUCAGCCUUGAAAAUCUCCGUGAAAAGGUAAAUGAUGGGCCGGAACCAAAUUUACCAAAUAUCAAUAUUGAAACUAUUGAUGAUUCACGCAAGUUUGUUAAAAUGGCACCUGAUGUGGAAAUACUAGAGGUUGUUCAUAAACCAAAAGCUGAAAAGUUUGAAAUUAAGAUGGAGACUUCAGAAGAAAAAAUUGAUUCUCUUGAUUAA